This is a messenger RNA of Arthroderma uncinatum, 945 nucleotides long. Its product is annotated as protein transport protein yip1. Gene Ontology annotation, cellular component: membrane; trans-Golgi network. The coding region runs from base 1 to 945 and encodes 314 amino acids. Lineage: Eukaryota; Fungi; Ascomycota; Eurotiomycetes; Onygenales; Arthrodermataceae. The transcript has 2 exons. Gene Ontology annotation, biological process: endoplasmic reticulum to Golgi vesicle-mediated transport; vesicle fusion with Golgi apparatus. The record is from RefSeq and is a predicted model, not a curated record.
AUGGCCCAAUUCUACCAGCAGCAGCAACACCAACCGUACGGCGUCCCUCCACAGCAAUCGUCGGCGCAAAACCUCCAGUUUUAUCCAUCGUCAUACUCUUCAGUUUCAGGACAUACAACACCUGCCCAGGUCUCGUACGGUGGCUAUGGAGGCAGCUCGGGAUCCUCUGCCUACCCCCCAUUAGGCAGCGGAGGAGCAUCCUUUGGCGGGCCAUCUGGUUUUGGCGGUGCUGCAGAUGCAGUUAGCGGUCGAAUGGGAGAACAAGGAGGCUUACGGAUGGGCUGGUUAGCUGCGUUCGGGACGGAGGGCUAUGAUGGGGAGCCACCAUUGCUCGAGGAACUAGGGACCCUUUCCGUGCUAAAUCCAUUUGCACGCAUUGAUCAACACCUGAUGGACGAUAAUGAUUUAUAUGGUGCCCUCCUCUACAUUUUAUUGUACGGAACGUUCCUCUUAUUAUCAGGCAAAGUGUUUUACGGCUACAUUUAUGGAGUUGCUGUCUUUGGAUCCGUCAUUCUCCACCUCAUCCUCAGUCUAAUGUCACCUACCAUCGACCCAUCGACCAACGGAGCCUCGCACGACCCCACGGGUAUGAACAUGAACAUGAACAUGAACCCUUCAGACGGAGGUGGUGGGCACUUCUCGUCCACCCUAACCUUCCCUCGCUCCGCAAGCGUCUUAGGAUACUGCUUCCUCCCCCUCGUCCUAACUAGCUUGAUUGGAAUCUUGAUACCCAUGGAUACCGUGUUUGGCUACUUGCUCACGACCGCCGCAGUUGGGUGGUGCACGUAUAGCAGCUCAGGCAUGUUUUGCGCCGUGGCUCGAAUGCGCGGUAUGAGGGUCCUGGUUGCAUACCCUCUAGCACUAUUUUAUGUUGUCUUUGGGAUAAUGGGGAUCUUUUCGUCUAGGGGUGGCGGUACGUUGGUCGCUAAGGCCACUGGUGGAUGA